Messenger RNA from Daldinia caldariorum, 3786 nucleotides. RefSeq names its product P-loop containing nucleoside triphosphate hydrolase protein. Bases 108 to 3323 code for a protein of 1071 amino acids. The transcript has a single exon. The record is from RefSeq and is a predicted model, not a curated record. Gene Ontology annotation, molecular function: ATP-dependent chromatin remodeler activity; ATP binding. NCBI's taxonomy places the organism in Eukaryota, Fungi, Ascomycota, Sordariomycetes, Xylariales, Hypoxylaceae.
ACUCCAAUAAUACAUAUUUACUAUCCACCUCAGGAUGACUUAUGACUUACGACUUACCUAUGUACCUAGGUAGCUUACUUUAAACAUCUAAUAACAACAUCAUAAUCAUGGUUGAACCUCGACCCGCCGUUAUCAUUUCUAAUGAUGAAACUACCGAGUCUAAAGACUCGCCACCUAAGCUAACUUCUUCUGCGGCCUCUACGAAGUUAGAGGCAUCCAACAAAGCACACAAGCGCAAACUUAUCCCAGAUGUUUUAGAUAGUAAGGUUGAAUGGAGCGGCGACUCGGAUGACGCCUGUGAGAAACCUAAGAAGCGGAAGAAAGAGAGUCGAAAGACGUCGUCUACAAAAGGUAAGAACAAAGCCGCUACGAGGGGUCGUCCGCGUAAAUCAGUUAGAUCAGAGAAGGUCGCUUCACUGCAGAACGACGACAGUAUCUCGUCUUCGGACUCGGAUGAUGCCAAGAACUCAAUACCCCAGUACAUACGAGAUCGUCGGAAACAGUUUGAUCGGACUCGUGAAACUCUACGUGAAGCUGGGCUACGUCUGCCCCCAGACUAUUCAGAUGUCUACUUUUCCGAUGACGAAAGGUUGGCCGAUCUGGACGAGAAACCGCAGUUCGACGAAAAGAGCGGUAUAAAACCAUGUCGGCCCUAUAAAGAUGUCGUCCUCGAACAUUCGGCGGGGGUUAUCCCAGCUUCUAUUGCGCAGUAUCUUCGAGACUACCAAGUUGAAGGAGUCAAGUUCCUCCACUACCUCUUUGUCUACCAAAAGGGCGGGAUCUUAGGUGAUGAUAUGGGUUUGGGGAAAACUGUGCAGGUCGCUGCUUUUCUUACCGCUAUGUUUGGUAAGACUGGUGACCGUCGCGAUGCGAAAAGGAUGAGGAAGUUCCGACGAGCGAAAAACGAUUGGUACCCCCGUGCUUUGAUAAUAUGCCCUGGAUCGUUGAUUCAAAAUUGGAAGAACGAAUUAGACAGGUGGGGAUGGUGGGAAGUUGAUCUAUAUCAUGGGGCAGGUAGAGAUGACGUCCUAGGUGCUGCUAGAGCGGGAAGGUUGGAAAUCAUGGUUACUACCUAUACUACAUACAAGAACAGCCGCGAUGAGGUCAACAGGGUACCUUGGGAUGUUGUUGUGGCUGACGAAUGCCACUCGAUAAAAGACAUUGCUGCCGGGAUAACGCAGGCGAUGAACCAGGUCAACGCUCUUUGUAGGAUUGGUCUGACAGGGACAGCGAUUCAGAACAAGUACGAAGAACUUUGGACGCUUCUGAAUUGGACAAAUCCAGGGCAGUUUGGGACUCUAGGAGAAUGGAGGAAUACGAUUUCUAAACCACUGACUGUUGGCCAAUCUCACGACGCCACUUUACAUCAACUAAGCGAAGCUCGGAAAACGGCCAAGAAGCUUCGCUUCAACCUUCUUCCUCGCUUUUUUCUUCGCCGAAUGAAGAGCUUGAUCGCCCACCAGCUACCCAAAAAGAGCGACAGAGUUGUGUUUUGUCCGCUUUCUAGUCUACAGCGCGAGGCCUACGAAAGCUUACUCGACAGUGAGAUUGUCAGCUUUGUACGAUCUGCUUUUGACAUGUGCCCAUGUGGUUCAGGGGACAAACGAGGAUGGUGCUGCUUCAAAACCACUCCCGACGGGGAGUCCUGGAAAUCGCUUAUUUUCCCCAUCAUGAUAUCGUUGCAGAAGUUAUCUAAUCACUUCAGUCUUCUCAUUCCGCAGACUUCAGAUGUUAUGGACAAGCACAGGCGAGAACUCCGUUUUCUCCGAGCCGCUGCACCUGAAACCUGGAAGGGACAUUAUACUAGUCGAGACUCGUUACUAAACUUGUCCAAUCCCGAGUAUUGUGGGAAGUGGAAGGUACUCAGGAAACUCCUGAAGCUUUGGCAUACUAGCGGUGAUAAAGUGCUAGUCUUCUCUCAUAGUGUUCGGCUACUGAAAAUCCUGCAGAACUUGUUCAAUAACACGAGUUACAGCCUAAGCUAUUUAGAUGGGUCUCUAAGCUACGAAGAACGCCAGCAAGUUGUCGACGACUUCAAUUCCGACCCCAACCAAUUCGUGUUUCUAAUUUCCACCAAAGCUGGUGGCGUUGGACUCAAUAUUACAUCGGCCAACAAAGUCGUUAUAAUGGAUCCGCAUUGGAAUCCUUCCUAUGAUCUCCAGGCGCAAGAUCGAGCUUAUCGUAUAGGCCAAGUUCGUGAUGUGGAAGUUUACCGCCUUAUCUCUACAGGUACCAUCGAAGAAAUCACAUACGCAAGGCAGAUCUACAAGCAGCAGCAGGCUAAUAUUGGAUACAAUGCUUCCAAUGAGCGGCGCUAUUUCAAAGGAGUUCAACAAGAUACCGAACGAAAGGGAGAGAUCUUCGGUAUCCGUAAUAUUUUAACAUAUCACGGUGACCAAGUCAUUCUCCGCGACAUUGUCAAUAAGACAAACAUUGCGGAAGCCAAAGCAGGCGUCAAGUUGAUAGAUAUCGACAUGGAGAAGGCGGCCAAAGACGCUGAAAACCAGCUCGUCAAGAAGGAGGAAAACGCCGAUGAUGAUGAAACUGGGGGUCUCAAGCAGCUAUCUACCCUCUUUACAAAGGAUGACAACAAAGAUGGUGUCUUGAAAUCAGCUGCGACACAUAAGCCGAAACAUUUUGAUCCUAUUCAAGCAAUCCUCGCCUCCGAGGGAGUUGAAUAUACUCACGAAAACUCCGAAGUUGUCGGCUCGUCUAAGGUUGAAGACGAGCUGUCUCGACAGGCAGAGCUGGCUGCUAGCCAGGAUCCUGACUGCACCCUCUUCUUCGAUAGCCAGAGCUUUUCAGCCGCUCAGCAAUCGUUCGAGUACGAGUACAACCCCCCGGUAGACGUCAGGCAACGCCAAUUCUUCACAAUGGCAAAGACGUUCGGAUUUUCCGGCGUGACGGAAUUCGCGUUGGCAGUCGAGAGCAUGACGCAGGAGGAACGGCGGAAUUGCUUGGACCUAUUCUAUAGGAAAAGGGUCGAGAAGCUCAAGGAGCUGGGUGAAAUCGUCGAGACAGAUGUCAGGCCGAAGCACGAGCCGACAAGAGAGAUGAAAGAUGAUGCGGAAAUGGCCGAUGUGAAGACAAAGACCGAAGAAACUAAAUCUGAGCUGGAAGAUAUUAAGGACGUUAAACCCGAAGAGGACGUUAAGAGGGAAGAAAUUAAGCUAAGAUGGCCAGCUAUAAAGCGGGACGUAGAACAAGCCACUCCUCUUACUGCGGACGUAAAAAGGAUUAAGGAAGAGGCAUUGCCUACGGCGAAUAAGAGGGCGUCUAUGACCAUCUGGAUCUCGGAUGAUGAUGAGACGGACGAGUUAUGAGGUUUUAGUGUUUGAUACCUACGCUGGGGAUUUCUGGAUAGGGUCUAGGUAUAACAGGGUUUCCUUUUUUCAUGUGCUUCUCAGUCUUAGAAUGUGGCCUCUUGGCUACGGUCCUCAGUGGACGUUUAUACCCCAAAGUCAGGAAAGGAGUAUAUUGUUUUGAUUAAUCGAGUGAUUCCGUCGAAGAUGAAGGUGCCGACGUGAUUCACCAUCUAGACUACCACCACUCUUACGAUUAUUUUCGAGAAGUACAAGUUGUCUUAGACAAGUCACGACUGACAUGUUACCAGGCCCAGCCCCUUUUGAAUUUUAUACUCGUCUGAUAACUUGAGAUAGGUAUAAGCUUAGGUACCUAAGUAGCUUCGCAUGCAUCUGAAAACUUCAAAGCCUUAGUGUUUUCUUAAUCUCGCGCGGUUUCAUUUUUAAGGGAACGGAACGAGUUAGUUUAUCAGUUUAUCCCACG